Gadus chalcogrammus (walleye pollock) is the source of this 2318-nucleotide messenger RNA. RefSeq lists its product as uncharacterized. The record is from RefSeq and is a predicted model, not a curated record. NCBI's taxonomy places the organism in Eukaryota, Metazoa, Chordata, Actinopteri, Gadiformes, Gadidae. Bases 395 to 1510 code for a protein of 371 amino acids. The transcript is spliced from 2 exons.
ACGACGCUACUACUCUCCUACUCUCUGGAUCACAUUUCUCGUUCACGGCGCGGAUACACCAUUUGGACUCGUGCUUUGCUAAAUACAGAUAUGAUGGCUCAGUGUUGUGUGUGAUUGUGGGACGACGCUGGUCGGAGUCUAUGUUAGUGGUGACCAAGCCUGUCCGUUCAUCCCCCAAAAUCCGAUCCUGCUUCGUUUUGAUCCGUGAAGCAACAACCAGUGAAUCCUUGACAAUGUAACUUAUGCCCUCACAACAGACUGCAUUGUUAUUUUACCCUAUAGAAAGACAGUAUUUUGGAUAGAAGAAACUUAAAACAAUUUAAUGUUGUGUGGUUUAAAUUGACUUGUGCAUUUACAUUUUAAGCAUGUGAACUAGGUGCCGUCCCCUUGCAUAAUGGAAACCGUUAAGGAAGUGGACCAGGAUGGUGCGGAGGAGUCCGAGGAGAACGGUCUAGCAGAGGAGGACGUCUCUUACAUGGUAGGCCUACUACAGGACAUGAGCGACGAGUACUCCAUGAAGGAACAGGAUCCGUGUGAUCUCUACGACUCCUCUGAUUGGGACGAGGCUGUCCAUGGUUGGAACAGAGUCUCUGCACUGAGCUGCAUGUUUCUCCCUGCGAGAAACUGUAGGAGAACCAAGAGCGACGAGCAGGACCCCCACUGUCUCCUGUGUGUCGACAUCAGGCCCCUGGAGGCCCUCACCCCGGACUGGCCCCCUGAGUUUGACCCAGAGUCUGAUGGGAAUCCCCAGGAGAGUGACGCCACAGUGUCAGGUACCCAGAAAAAACUCUACAACACGACAGUGGGGUCUUCCCCACUGAAGGAGGCCCACCAGAACCACCUUGUCCUCGGGGACAAGAUGGCCGACGACACAGAAGUCCCAAGAGAGGUCCUCCAGCCAUUGCUGACUGACUACCUGUAUCAAGACUACCUGUGUUCUAAAGACCCGGCGCUGAUGAGCCUCCAACCUGACCUGGGUAAUCCCAUCAACAGCUUCACAGUGUUGCCCCCUCUAAGAGCACCCCAGUUGGCUUCCCAAGGAGUUGUCCGGCAGGUCUGCGUCAGGGAGAGCCUCGCGGGAGGCGGAUCCGCCGCAGGAGGGAGCGCGGAGACGGGCGGUGUGGUGGCGCAAACGGCAGCCAGGGAGGGCAGAGGUGUGAAGAGAACAGAGGAAACAGGAGGAGCCGACACGCUGACAAACACGGAGCCGACUAAGGACACCCACAGGCCGAGCGCUCCACCCAAAGGCAUGUAUUGUUGUCACUCUCAGGAAAAAAAACGGCAUUUGCUCUCCACUUACACUCUGCCCAUUCUAAAGAGGUACAGUGUGCCUCUGGGCAAAAUAACUGACACCAUGCACCGGACUACAGUCUCCUUAGGCCAGCAUUUGAGGCAGGCCGUGCGGACUGGCAGUGAGUACAGCCGGCACGAAAGAUCCCCCACUCCACAGCUGCCUGUUCUUUUUGGGACCAAGGUCCCAAUAGUGGUUUCCAGCCAAAGACCGCUUUGAAUACACACUCCCCUCACUAUGCAUGUGCAAAUAAAAGUAGCAAAGAGGAUCUAUGAUUUUCUUAUUUGGUAAGUCACGAUAAUGAUUGAUGUAUUAAUAUUUAACUUCAUGACAGAAUCACAGCAGAUUUCAUCUUAUUUGUGUCUUAAAAGUUAUAAAAAUAUGUUAUUAAUAAACUCAUGGCAGGUGUGUCAUAGUGUUACACUAUCCCAGGUUUUUUUUGGUGUUCAAACCCAUGUGGAUAGAUGUGUCUUUAAUAUGGUUCCUAAAUAAUUCCAUCAAAUGUAUGUUCUAGUUGUCCGGCAACGAUGGCUGCUGCCUCAAAGCCAACAACCUUAAUUUGUGUUGGAGGCUGUGGCUAUAAUGUUAUACACAUGAUGGUCUUAACUUAGUCAAACCUCCUUUUUUUUAUCCAAAUAAACAUCGGAAACCAUGAAACUACAUUGUGAGCAUAUAUGGAAGCCAAGUUAUACAGAUAUCUUAUUGCUGUAGCUCAAUUAGAAACAUUUUAAAAGGUAUCAGGUUUGUAACUGAAACUUACUUAAAAAUGGAUCUUAAAACGUAAAUGUGAUGCUGCAAGGCUAAACUUUUUUGAAUGAGUAAUGUAAUGUAAUACACUGUUCCCUUAGUUUAUUGAGAUCAUCAGCAGUACAGCUUGGACAAAGAAACCAACAAUGCAAUCUGGAACUCUAAACAUUUAGGCAAACACCGAAGGCCACCAAUAAAAUGAAAAUAAUCAUUUGUAUUGGAAGAAUAUAUAAAUUCUUCAUGCGAUGAAUUUUAUGGAAAAUAAAACACUGUAUUAACC